ACUAGCUUGAUUGAGAGGAGCCUUUGUUGCUCGCGAUGUCGUCGUGUUUACCUGAAGACAUUGAAUUAAUUGAGAAACACGAGGAAAUUCUGAGAAGGAGAGCAGAGCUGCUGGAGCCGAUGGAGAGUCGCAGGCAGCAGCUGAAGGUGAUGAAGAGGAAGCAGGUGGAGGUGUGUGAAGCUGCUCGGGCCAGGAACACCACCCUACUGCAGGAUUUACAGAAGAUAGAGGAUCGUCUCAGGGGAAGACCGCUGCCACGUCCAGAUCUCCUGGCUCUAGAGACGAGAUACUGGGCGUCUGUGGAAGAGUCCAUCCCAGCCUGGGAGAACUUCCUUCUGGGUAAAGGACCCCACCCUACCGAUGGUCCAGAGCAGCCACCCAGGAGACCAAAACAGAAACCCAGCACAGCGAAAGACAGAGGCCUGCCUCCUCGCCCAAGACCCCGGACAGCUCGGUAGGUGAGGGGUGGUGGUCAUGGUGGUGGUGAUGGUGCACUAGACUCUGGUGACAUGGUGCUGAUGAUCACAGACUUGGAAAUUCAAACACACACUCGACCAUCCUCACUACAAGAGCUUGACGUGGACUUUGUGAACAGACCGCGAGGGCUACUGGAAAGUGUCAUUGUGGACUGAAGUUUGAAUGCUUGCAUUACUGUUUUCAAACCACCAGAGGGAGCCAGUGUCAUAGAUAAAGCCCUGUGUCGUUUGAGAACCAACAUGCGUCUAUAGCACUGAUUUAUGUCUUAUACAACUCACACUUAACUUGCUCAAAUUGCUGGAGCAUUCAGAGCUCAAAUAGUCACUGAAUCAUCAAACUGAAUUCUUGAUUUUAUUUGAGGUUCUUUCAUAUUUUUGAAAAAAUAAAUCUGAGUUGAUUCAGAGGACUGCAGCUGAGAUAUCCCAAAAUGUUGAACAUUAUCCUCCAUUUGUGCUCAUAACCACGGGAGAAACAAAACCAUAACGAUGAUAAGUUCAGUAUUUAAAGAGACACUAACAUUUACAAAAAGACAAACAUUAAAGAAUAUCAUCAUCUUUAUGAUUCACCUUAAUUCUAGUGGUUUGUAUGUGUUAAUAAUUCCACCCUAAGUCACCAAACAGGCUAUAGAGGGGACAGUGAGGACAGAGGGUGCAGGUGGACGAGUGGUUAGUUUGUGCGCCCCAUGUACAGAGGCUGCUCUCCUUGAAGUAGAUGGCCCGGGUUAGAAUCCGACCUGUGGCUCCUUUCCCUCAUGUUAUUCCUCUCUCUCCCCCCCCCAAAAUAUUGACUCUCUCCCUACCGGUCUCUCCAAAAAAAAUCCUCAAAAU
Molecule: messenger RNA, 1304 nt
Organism: Labrus bergylta (ballan wrasse)
Lineage: Eukaryota; Metazoa; Chordata; Actinopteri; Labriformes; Labridae
Gene: cep15
Product: centrosomal protein 15
Source: RefSeq, a predicted model, not a curated record